AUGAAGGUGAAUACCGGAUACACAUCCUUUGCCGACGAAAAAGGACAAAUGUUGCCGGGUCCAACAGCCAUGCUGAUUACAGCUCAUGAACUUGGUCAUUCUUGGGGCGCACUUCAUGAUCAGGCAGGAGACGAGUGCACUCCCAGUGAUGCUAAAGAUGGCCAGUAUUUGAUGUUUCCACAGGCCGCAUCCGGUUACAGUCCGAAUAACUACGUAGGUUCCCCUAUCAACUACAGUACUUACUUGGUCCGUGAUUUUUGCUGUUGUUGA
Dibothriocephalus latus is the source of this 270-nucleotide messenger RNA. NCBI's taxonomy places the organism in Eukaryota, Metazoa, Platyhelminthes, Cestoda, Diphyllobothriidea, Diphyllobothriidae. The record is from the annotation of a GenBank genome assembly.